CCGCUUAUGUAAGAACUUUUAAGGGCUUAAGGGGCUAUUGAGUGAAGCCUGGCUCUCCUGCCCCCAUGGGGGGCCUCUCUAGAACUGCUUCAGGUUUGGGCGACCCUAUCCUUCCUCCCAUCCUGGAAAUCCAGCUACUGGGGCUCAGGAACCAGGGCAAUAAGGAGAGCCCACAGGAGGUUAGGGAGCAGGCUGGGGCACUUGGGGGCUUGAUGGAGGCAGUGUCUUGGUUAGAGCAGAUAUUGCAAAAGUAUCGUUUCAGAGCUCAGACCUGGGCCAUGCAGGAGCAUCCCUUCUCCAGAUUGUACUUUGCAUCAAGGGGCCAUUCCCACCCCCAACCAGGCUCUGAAGAGCAUUGUAAAACCUGAACCCCAGCUAGGUGGUGUAAUGAGAUUCAAAACCUGCUGGCUAGACCUCCAUCUGCCAUCACUAGCUUAGAGCUGUGGGAAGACGACAGGGCUGGAUGAGAAGUCCUGGGUCUGAGGCCAGUGUUACUGCUCUCUGGCUUGAACUUGGGCAAACCGUGUCCCCUGUCCCAGCUCAACAAUGCCAAUGUUGUUGUUACCUCUUUUUCCCCCCUACCCCCACCCCCAGUCUUCUCCUCAAAAAUGUUUUGAAAUCUUGUCCCUUCAAACAGCUGCGGACCAGAUAGAGACCUCUGGGCUCCCAGCCUCGACCUUGGUGCCCAGUUGGGCACUAUUCCCCCACUACUCUGAGGAAGGGGCUCAGGCUGCUCUCCUGCCCUGCUGCCCUCACAGCUGCCAGGGUCCCGGGGGCGUCAUUGUGGGAGGCUGGGCAUCCCAUGGAGCCUCCCCUGGGCCUGGCUGCCACCACACCGCUGAAAGCAUGGCGGACUACCUGAUCAGCGGCGGCACCGGCUACGUGCCCGAGGAUGGGCUCACCGCGCAGCAGCUCUUCGCGAACGCCGACGGCCUCACCUACAAUGACUUCCUGAUUCUCCCAGGAUUCAUAGACUUCGUAGCUGAUGAGGUGGACCUGACUUCAGCCCUGACUCGGAAGAUCACGUUGAAGACGCCACUCAUCUCCUCUCCCAUGGACACUGUGACAGAGGCUGACAUGGCCAUCGCGAUGGCUCUGAUGGGCGGUAUUGGUUUCAUUCACCACAACUGCACCCCAGAGUUCCAGGCCAACGAGGUGCGGAAGGUCAAGAAAUUUGAACAGGGCUUCAUCACAGACCCCGUGGUGCUGAGCCCCUCACACACCGUAGGCGAUGUGCUGGAGGCCAAGAUUCGGCAUGGCUUCUCUGGCAUCCCCAUCACUGAGACGGGCACCAUGGGCAGCAAGCUGGUGGGCAUCGUCACCUCCCGAGACAUUGACUUUCUCGCUGAGAAGGACCACACCACCCUCCUUAGUGAGGUGAUGACACCGCGGAAUGAGCUGGUGGUGGCUCCAGCAGGUGUGACAUUGAAAGAGGCAAAUGAAAUCCUGCAGCGCAGCAAGAAAGGGAAGCUGCCCAUUGUCAAUGAUCAGGACGAACUAGUGGCCAUCAUUGCCCGCACCGACCUGAAGAAGAACCGGGACUACCCUCUGGCCUCCAAGGAUUCCCACAAGCAGCUGCUGUGUGGGGCAGCUGUGGGCACCCGUGAGGAUGACAAAUACCGCCUGGACCUGCUCACCCAGGCAGGCGCCGAUGUCAUAGUGCUGGACUCAUCCCAAGGGAACUCUGUGUAUCAGAUCGCCAUGGUGCACUAUGUCAAGCAGAAGUACCCCCACCUCCAGGUGAUUGGGGGGAAUGUGGUGACAGCAGCUCAGGCCAAGAACCUGAUUGAUGCUGGUGUGGAUGGGCUGCGUGUGGGGAUGGGCUGCGGCUCCAUCUGCAUCACCCAAGAAGUGAUGGCCUGUGGUCGACCCCAGGGCACUGCCGUGUACAAGGUGGCCGAGUACGCUCGGCGCUUUGGGGUUCCGGUCAUAGCCGAUGGCGGCAUCCAGACCGUGGGGCACGUGGUCAAGGCCCUGGCCCUUGGAGCCUCCACAGUGAUGAUGGGCUCCCUGCUCGCCGCCACCACGGAGGCCCCCGGCGAGUACUUCUUCUCGGAUGGGGUGAGGCUCAAGAAGUACCGGGGCAUGGGCUCACUGGAUGCCAUGGAGAAGAGCAGCAGCAGUCAGAAACGAUACUUCAGCGAGGGGGAUAAGGUGAAGAUCGCACAGGGUGUCUCGGGCUCCAUCCAGGACAAAGGCUCCAUUCAGAAGUUCGUGCCCUACCUCAUCGCAGGAAUCCAGCAUGGCUGCCAGGAUAUCGGUGCCCGUAGCCUGUCUGUCCUGCGGUCCAUGAUGUACUCAGGAGAGCUCAAGUUUGAGAAGCGGACCAUGUCGGCUCAGAUCGAGGGUGGUGUCCAUGGCCUGCACUCUUACGAGAAGCGGCUGUACUGAAGAUAGUGGUGGAGGCCGAGGUGGUGGAGGGGGUGCGCCCCAGGGCCCCCCUUUGGGCACAGUGUCCCUCCAUAACUGAGCAGUCCACAGAUUUGCACUAGGGGUUCCUCAGCUCCUUUCCAGGGAGAGAGGAGGGGAGGCCCUGAGGGUCUGUGGCCCCUCCCUGGGCAUCCCCCGCAGAGUCAGGACUGCUCCUGGGGCCAGGCUGCCCUGGGAGGCCCCUGGGUUCCCCCUUCUUCUGUCCCCCUGAGCCCAGCCAGCCUGGGCUCUCAGGCCCUGUGCCUGCCUCAGGUCUUUCUCGCUGCAGCCUGCUCCAGCCCGGCUCCUACUCCUGGGACAGGUGGCCCCUCCUGGCUUCUCCCGUAGGGCACCUCUCUCCCCACCCCCCACCCAGAAAUGGUGCUCUCCUGGCCCUGCCUCUGGCCCCUUCCCAGGCUGCUGCCCCCUCAAUGAUGUGGCACUUCUGGGCUCCUGACCUAGGCCAGAGGGAGGUCUCUGCCCCCUUCCCCUGGUCCUAGGCUACCCAGGCCCUGCUCCUCAGGCCACUCCCCCUGUCCCUGGCCCUGGGGAGGAGGCUGCCCAUCAUUCCUGACUCACUACCAUCCCCAGGUGUACCAUUCCCGCCCUCUCCUCUCAGCUGCAGUUGAAGGCUUUAACUUUGCACACUUGGGAUCAUAGUUGCAUCAUUGUAUAUUAAAUAAUCAGAAUAAACCAAGAGGUCUCAACACCUCUGUCA
Molecule: messenger RNA, 3127 nt
Organism: Equus quagga
Lineage: Eukaryota; Metazoa; Chordata; Mammalia; Perissodactyla; Equidae
Gene: IMPDH1
Product: inosine monophosphate dehydrogenase 1
Exons: 16
Coding region: 547-2391 (614 amino acids)
Biological process (GO): GTP biosynthetic process
Cellular component (GO): cytoplasm
Molecular function (GO): IMP dehydrogenase activity
Source: RefSeq, a predicted model, not a curated record